UAUAAUUUGCAAUGCAUACAUGUAAUUAUUUUUGAUAUUGAACAGUCAUAAGUUAGUAACAGUCAUAAGUUAAAUAAGCAAUAUUUUUGGCGUAUUGUAAUGAGAUAUAAAUUAUACUUCCGGUUUGCGAUUUUCUUCAAACAUGUAUGUUUAAUAGUGGAAUAAUAGUAAAAUUGUGUAUGUAUCAACUGUCUGUUCCAACUAUAAGCAAUAUGUGACUUUGUGAUAUAAAUAGAAUUUGAAAAUCAUGUCGGCAAGUCCGGCAGAUCUACGCAAGAAGAAGCGAAAUAAAGACAGCUCGUCCACUUAUCUUAUCGUUUCGUGCGGAAAAACACAGAAUGGAGGACGUGACAAACAAAACAAUUGUGAGACUAAUGCAGGUAAUCUUGGUGUACAGAAACGAAAAACUGUACACUACAGAAGAAACGUACCUUCCAAAGAUCAAGUAAAACCCGAAGAAACGAGUAUGAAUACAGCAGCAGAAACCAACGAAAACCAGGGUGAAACGGAAGGAAAUUCUGACGAAAAUAUAUAUUCAACCAUUUGCAAAAACGACACAAAUUUAACGCCUCCGAAGUGUAUUCACAGCACUCCAGUAAGGUCCAAAGACUGCUUAGAGGAGAUCUACCUACAUCCUGUUUACACGACUUGGGAUGGUCAAAUUGAAAAACGUAAGGAAAACAUUAAGAGAUGGAAAGUAGACCGGGAAAAGAAGAAGCGACUUUUAUCAACAUCAAGUACUACAUCCAUACGAAGUUUCUCAGAGGACAGUUCCGAUGAUUUGUUUGAGAACGACGAUACUAUACAAGCAGAGGCAAAUAUGUUGCAAAAAGAUAGGAGAAAACAGGCACCACCACCACGUAACAGUCUUGUCAGUAUUAUCAGGCUUGUAUUACUUACUGUUGUCAGUGUGGGUGUUGUUGGCAGCUUCAGUUUAACUCUUAUUUUCAGACCAGAAGCAGCUACUGUAGCAGAACAUGAUACUAAAGCUGAAUCAAGAGUUUUGUCGGAUUUAGAAAGUUUGAAAAAACUUUUGGCGUUGCAUGAGACGCAGAUAGAAAUUCUAAAGGUACAGAUAGAGAAGAAGAAUGAUCAGAUUGCAUUUCUAGCUAUGGAAACAGCAAACUUAAAAGACAAAAUUGAGGGUAUGGUUCAAAUUCAAAAUGGUAUGGAAGAUCAAACGUAUGCUAAUGUAUGCUAA
This is a messenger RNA of Mercenaria mercenaria, 1201 nucleotides long. RefSeq lists its product as uncharacterized. Bases 248 to 1201 code for a protein of 317 amino acids. The transcript has 4 exons. NCBI's taxonomy places the organism in Eukaryota, Metazoa, Mollusca, Bivalvia, Venerida, Veneridae. The record is from RefSeq and is a predicted model, not a curated record.